AUGUCAACACCUGUGCAUGGGAUACCUCAGCCGACAUGUCCCAACAUUCAGGUUACGGCCAACACCCCAGGACGUCCCCCGCCUCCACAUGUAGGAGGUUGUUCGUCCGAAAACGAGGUGUUUGCCUCUGAAAACCCACCAGAGCCACAGAAGAGGGCAUCAAACAUAUCGGAUGGGGAGGAAAUCUGUCCACCACCGACCAGGAGAGAGGAGAAUUACAGAUUGGAGGAUGACCUUGAGUUGUUACGAGCUGAGAGGGUUGUGAGUCGUGCUUCAGAGCACACUGGUGAUUUGUCGAGAUCGAAAAGUGGUAGACACAGGUCGAGGCCUAGGACACCAGAACCGGUGGACGACUUUGAUAUUAACACAAACCCAGCCCACGAUGGCGGCAAGGGUGUCUGGAGACCACCUGAGAGACCGGCUACGAGGUUUGGAAAAGUCCUGAAAGCGGUCCAUGGGUCCUCCGUUCUAGUGCGAUAUUUUACGUACAUUGUUCCCUUAGUGCUGAUCUUGUUAAUACCUCUGCUCCUUGGAGCUCUGGUAUUCAGGGAAGCUACUGUUGGGGAUGUCUAUCUAAUGUGGUUUAUGGUGUGGUUGGAGAUAGUCUGGUUAUCCUUGUGGGCGGGGCGGAUCUUGGCCAAAUGCGUCCCUUAUGUCAUGGACAUCAUCUCAGGUGCAUUCACAAACAACAGUAGGAAGUGGAAAGACAUGGGAUGCAUGUUGGAAGUCCCUGCCACACUCUUCUUUUGGUGGCUAGCAGUCUACGUUUCUUUCCUACCUACCAUGACAAAUCACCACAACGAUGGAGAUAACCGCACUCGCUACUGGGAGAGUAGAGCUAGCAUCGUCCUCUUAGCACUUUUCAUUGCGAUGAUUCUGAAUCUGUUUGAGAAAAUUAUCAUCCAGCUCAUUGCCAUCUCUUUCCAUCAGAGAACCUAUGAAGACCGGAUCGACUUAAACAAGUUUCAAAUUUCCAGUCUUGCGAAGCUCUAUGCGCACUCAAAGGAAGUAGCCGGGGGGCGUGAUUUGGACGAGAAGCAGGGGUCGGGAUUGACCUCAGGCGCCAAAACACCACUGGUCGUGUUUCAACAUGCAAAGGCUGGCGCCCAUUCCGCCUUCACCAAAGUUGGUGAUGUGAUGGGAAAGGUUGCAGGUGACUUCACAGGGAGACAGGUUUCUUCGAGUACUUCUCCUCAACAAGUGGUACUUACACUUCUGUAUACCACAGAAGGAAGCCAAGCGCUGGCUCGCCGGCUAUUCCGAACGCUCGUACGUGAAGGGACAGAGGUUGUGUCUGCUGAAGACCUUAGGCAUGUAUUCACUAGUGAGGAAGAAGCCGAGGCAGCAUUCCAAAUGUUCGAUCGAGAUCUUAACGGAGAUAUCUCGUGCGAAGAGAUGGAGAUUGCAUGUGUAGAGAUUGGGCGAGAGCGGAAAGCAAUCACAGCAAGCUUGAAGGAUCUAGAUAGUGUCGUCAGCAAGCUUGAUGAUGUCUUCACGUUUCUCGUGACAGUCGCUGUUAUUCUUAUUUUCUUAUCCCUGAUAUCGAAGUCCACUGCUGGUGUUCUGACUUCGGCGUCAAGUUCUGUGCUUGCCCUUUCGUGGCUGUUCUCUGCUACGGCGCAAGAAUUUCUGGCCUCGAUUAUAUUCGUUUUCGUGAAGCAUCCAUUUGAUGUCGGUGACCGAGUGGAUGUCUAUAAUACUGGCGCGGGAACCGUGGAUACUUUCUUCGUCAAAGAAAUUGCCCUUAUGUAUACUGAAUUCAAGAAGUUGGAAGGGCAUGUUGUGCAAGCCCCAAACUCCUUGUUGAACACGCUUUUCAUUCUAAACAUGAGGCGCUCGGGCGCGCUGGCGGAGGCUAUUCCAAUUGUCUGCAAAUUUGGCACUUCUCUUGAACAGAUCGAAGAACUCCAGGAAAGGUUAUUGGCCUUUGUCAAGUUUGAGAAUCGGGAGUACCAAGGAAAGGUUAUUACUGAAUUGAGUAGGGAUGUCCCGGAUAUGCACUCUGUCAAACUUAACGUUGUUUUCUUCUACAAAUCAAACUGGCAAAACGAGCUCGUCCGACUCCAACGGCGUAACAAAUUUAUGUGCGCUCUAAUGGUCAGCGCCGCAGACCUCGGCAUCGAAUCGCCAAACAUGCGCUGGCCCGGUCAAAAGCAGACAUCUCCAGUCUUCUUACAAUCGGUCAACGCGGACCAAAUCCAACAAUCCGUCCUGGAUCGAGAUGGAGGCCCGAGCGGGAAGGGUGGUGAGUACAGGACCUUUGCCCCACCGGCCGAGCCCCAUGGAAUCCUAAGAUCCGAGUCUCGAGCCGGCCUGGGCAGGAGUGCCUCCCGGGGCUCCACCAAAAAGGUGGAUUUCAGUCUUGGAGUGAAGGAUAUAGCUCCAAGUGACGACUCGGGAGAUGUGUUCGAGGAUAAUCGUCGGAAUAUCCCUGCUAUCCAACUGAUGCGGGUUUUGGAAGAGGAGGAGGGGCAGGAGAGGCGGGAUGCGCUUUCCAGGACUACUUCCAGGGACAGCAGUAUUGAUAGGAACCCUGGGAUGGGUGGAGCUGUGAACAGGCGCAGAUCCGGGAGUGGCAGUAUAGCCUCCUACGGGAAUAGGUUUUUUGGUGGGAGGAGUCGGAACAGUAUUGACUUGGAGGGCGGGGAGGGGCCCUCGUCGCCGGUGAGAUGGACCUCUAGGGGUGGGUCUGCUAGGGAUAGUAUCGAGAUGGGGCGAAUGUAA
Molecule: messenger RNA, 2724 nt
Organism: Tuber melanosporum (Perigord truffle)
Lineage: Eukaryota; Fungi; Ascomycota; Pezizomycetes; Pezizales; Tuberaceae
Exons: 8
Coding region: 1-2724 (907 amino acids)
Biological process (GO): calcium ion transmembrane transport; intracellular calcium ion homeostasis
Cellular component (GO): membrane
Molecular function (GO): calcium ion binding; calcium channel activity
Source: RefSeq, a predicted model, not a curated record